AUGAGCAAUAACAGUAGCGAGAUUGUUAUGGAAACGAAAAGAACUUCUGAAUGUGGAAAACCGAUUAUCGCGUUGGUUUGCGGCACACUCGUUUACUAUCACUGCGCUUUCAAGAACUCUGCUAUCGUUUCUCUUUUCUCCGAUGUCUUCAUUGUUCUUCUCUGCUCCCUCGCCAUUCUCGGUCUUCUCUUCCGUCAAAUGACCAUUCAAGUUCCGGUGGAUCCUCUUGAGUGGCAAAUUUCUCAGGAUACUGCUAAUACUAUUGUUGCUUCUUUAGCUAACACCGUCGGUGCCGCUGAGUCUGUUUUGAGGGUCGCCGCUACCGGCCAUGACAAAAGACUCUUUCUUAAGGUCAUUCUUUGCCUUUAUGCAUUAUCUGCUCUCGGACGACUUGCUUUCGGUAUUACUAUUGCAUAUGCUGGACUAUGCUUGUUUUGUCUUUACAUGUUGGCGGAAUGCUCUCAAUCAAUCAGUUCAGGUCUAUCCUGGUUAUUGGGAAGAAGAAAUGACACUAGUGGAGAACAAGACACUAUCAUGUAA
Molecule: messenger RNA, 540 nt
Organism: Vicia faba (fava bean)
Lineage: Eukaryota; Viridiplantae; Streptophyta; Magnoliopsida; Fabales; Fabaceae
Source: the annotation of a GenBank genome assembly